CCGAGGCCCCGCUCCCAGGGAACACUAGUAGUUCCGGGUUGCCCGCCCGCUCCGCUCUAGCCGCCCAGUUUCCGCCUCUCGCCUGCUCUCCGGUGCUGGAGCGGGCCGGGGCGAGCUUCCCGGGACACGUGCGAGCAGGCUCGGCCGCAGGGAAUCUUGUUCCUCACUGCCUUAGAAAUGGCUUCAAUUUCAGAAUACGCACUGCGCAUGUCCCGACUCAGUGCCCGGAUCUUUGGAGAAGUGGCCAGGCCUACUGAUUCAAAGUCCAUGAAAGUGGUGAAUAUGUUCAGUGAGCUUCCCUUGGCCAAAAAGAAAGAGACUUACGACUGGUAUCCAAAUCACAACACGUAUUUUGCGCUCAUGGGCACACUGCGUUUCCUUGGCCUUUAUAGAGAUGAGCAUCAGGAUUUCAUGGAUGAGCAAAGACGACUAAAGAAGCUCCGUGGAAAGGAGAAACCAAGGAAAGGAGAAGGGAAAAGAGCUACAAAAAAAAAGAAAUAGAAUAAGCUCAUCAAGGAAGAAAAUUGCUUCCUCGAUGAUUAAGAAAGUGUAUCUCGCUAUCUUUUCACAUAUUAGAGGAACACAACCUUCCUCAGUAGACAUCAACCCCAUGUUCUCAUCCACUUCAAUUAAGCUGUGAUGGUUUCUUGAAGAUAUUCUAAUUCUUCAAACCUUAUUUGCCUUGGUUUUGUAAUGUGGCAUUUACCUAAUUCUCUAAUGGAAUGAAUAAACAAUUGUUCAGUGAUUUGUUUAAGAUGGGAAUGGGAUAUUGGGAGUGGGGCAGGGAGAGAACUCACUUAAUGAGUAUCCUAUACUUCCCUUAUUCCUCAUUGCUUCCCCAGGACCCAGCCCAGCCUUCCUCUCUCUGACCAUUCAGCCUUGUCUUCCUUCACCUUCCAGCUCACUCUUCUGAAGGUGACUACAUGAGAUUAAAAGCUUUUUAGAAAA
Messenger RNA from Cricetulus griseus (Chinese hamster), 948 nucleotides. Lineage: Eukaryota; Metazoa; Chordata; Mammalia; Rodentia; Cricetidae. The record is from RefSeq and is a predicted model, not a curated record.